Molecule: messenger RNA, 5007 nt
Organism: Paramisgurnus dabryanus
Lineage: Eukaryota; Metazoa; Chordata; Actinopteri; Cypriniformes; Cobitidae
Gene: tmem94
Product: transmembrane protein 94
Molecular function (GO): nucleotide binding
Source: RefSeq, a predicted model, not a curated record
ACACCCUCUUACUGGUGGCAGCGUCCUGGGCAUCGUCUACAGCAGUGACCGCCUCUCCCAAGACUGGCAGCGCCCACAGGUGCAGCAAUUUUGGGGGCAACAGUUGCCUUUCUCUGCCAGCAGGGUCGGUAUUGGGACGAGCAUCAAAAGUGACUACCGGCCCUGGGCAUCUAGACAGAGUAUGGUGAAAGACAGUGGUUGCCAUGGAGCUACAGGAUAAGAAACAGGAGGAGGCGACUCCACUGGGACUGUCCACGACUCAGGCUCUCUCCAACUUACGUGACCAGCUGUCCAACUUACUGGGGCAACACCAGAAAUUCAGCCCACGCAGAUCCACUAUUCGGGAACUGUGGGCUAAGAGCUUUCUUCACCAAAACAACCGUCACUCAUGUUUUCAUUGGCCGGGAGCCGUUCUCACAUUGGUCGUGGUGAUCGGGCUGUUGUGUUGUCACGGCAGCCAACCGAAUGGCAGCCAGGGCAUAGAGAUGGUAAACGCUGGCGCGCUCUUCCUCCUCCUGCUUUUGAAUCUCUUUCUCAUCGGGCGGCAGCAGAGAUUACGGACGAGUGAGAUGGUGCGGAGGCUCAAGUCCAUUAUCUCACAGCUAAACGAUUAUUUAGAGAGAAGUGCAGGACAUCCUAUCAGAUGGGCACCUUCCCUGUACCCUGAUCUUUAUACCCCCACCUCUCCUUCCUGGUCUCUACAUUGGACGUUCAGAGAUGAACGAUUGGUCAAUCUACCUGUCAGUCUCCUGGUGGAGGGUGAUGUCAUCGCUCUUAGACCAGGCCAGGAAGCUUUUGCAUCCCUUAGAGGAAUUAAGGAUGAUGAACACAUCGUGCUGGAGCCCGGAGACCUUUUUCCCCCCUUCUCUCCUCCUCCCUCCCCACGUGUGAAUGAACGGAAGGGUCCCCAUAGUCCUCAACAGUAUCGCCUCUUUAGGGUCGUGCGCACGCCUGUACUCGACAGUGUCAGGAACAGUCUUGACCUGGCUCUGUCCCGCCCAAUCACUGCUCUUGAUAAUGAACGGUUUACGGUGCAGUCCAUCAUUGCCAAAUUUGCCUGCCCUGCUGUGCUGGUGGCCUUUUUUACUGUUAACACAAUUCGUUACUUCUGCGACACUCCUGGUCUCACGCCUGGACCCUUCAACUUCCUACAGUUGCAGAUGAUGGGUGUAUUGCCGAUUUUACCUCUUCUCUUUCCUGUGAUGUGGGUUCUGGUUAAUGCAUAUGGAGAGGCACGUGUGUUAGCCGAGUCCAGACGUAACUCUCCUACUGGCCUGCUUGCUAAGUUCUCUGAGGACACUCUAAGCAGCUACACGGAAGUGGUGUCCUCACAGGAGAUCCUACGCUGUGUGUGGCGACACCUGGCCAGUUUGUUAAAAGGAGAAUCCAGGACACUUUGUUAUACCUCAAGCCUGCUGCACUCUUUGGGUUCAGUAACAGUGCUUUGCUGUGUGGAUAAGCAGGGAAUUCUCUCCUGGCCUAACCCGAGUCCUGAGACCGUUCUGUUCUUCAGUGGACGGGUCGAACCUCCUCAUGACAGCCAGGAUGACCUUAGAGAUGAUCUGUCAGUCAACUCCCUCUGCCGGACGGAGGGUGAAGAGGACAGAGAUGAGGAAGGGGAAGCAUUGCUGUGUUUGCCCGCGUUUGAACCCUCCCUUCACAUUGCUGAACAGGAGCCCAGUGAGACAUCACAUGACACUGCCCGGUCUUCAGACACACAGCGGCAACGGCGAGGGCCGCAGACCACUCGCUCCAAACACCCGUCUGGCUCCAAUGUCAGUUUCAGCCAUGAAACAGAAGGUGGAGUAGAUGACAUUGGCCAGCCAUGCAGUAUGGGUGACGGUCUGUGUGAAGCAGACGAUUAUGUUUGCGAUUAUCACCUGGAGAUGUUGAGCCUGUCCCAGGAUCAGCAGAAUCCCGUCAGCAUCCAGUUUGAUGACUCCAGUUGGCAGAACCAUCUCCCCUCCCUGAAGCCUCUGGGAUUAAACGUCCUGCUAAACCUCUGCAAUGCCACCGUCACACAGCAGCUCUGCCGAUUUUCAGACCACCUCUCCAACCUGGCACUACAGGAAUCUCACGGAGCGGUUCUACCUGUCCACGUUCCCUGGGGCCUCUGCGAACUCUCUCGCCUUAUAGGUUUCACUCCGGGAGCAAGGGAACUGUUUAGGCAUGAGAACCAUCUGGCGCUGUAUCAACUGCCUUCUGGAGAAAGCACCAAAGAAUCUGUCCCAAGACGCCUCCAGCACUUCACCAAACGCCAGCCCCCCAUCAGUCACCUCAUUAGCCUGUUUGUCAGGGACAGCACUACCGACAAUGUGCAGAUGCUCUCACAUGGCUCGGCCGAUCUUGUUCUGGAAGCCUGCACGGAUAUCUGGGAUGGAGCGGACAUCUAUCCUCUGUCUGGCUCUGAUAGGAAGAAAAUUUUAGAUUUCUACCAACGUGCCUGUCUGUCUGGAUACUGUUCUGCUUUUGCCUAUAAGCCUAUGCAGGUGGCAUUGUCCAGUCAACUUAAUGGCAAGUGUGUGGAGUUGGCCCCUGGGCCCACACUUUUCUCAGGGGUGGAGCUCCCCAGCACCACUCCCAUCAAACAUGGCAGCCGCAGGAACAGCUGGAGCUCUGAUGAGGGUAUUGGAGAAGGUUUGGAGAAGGAGGACUGUGUGCAGGCCCUGAGCGGUCAGAUCUUCAUGGGCAUGGUGUCGUCCCAAUUCCAGGCCAGGUUGGACACUGUGAGACUCAUUGAAAACCUGGUGGGAGCCUGUAUUCGCUUUGUGUACUUCUCCAUGGAGGACGAGCUGCGCAGCAAAGUGUUUGCAGAAAAGAUGGGUUUGGAGACAGGCUGGAACUGUCACAUCUCUCUGACUCCAAAUGGAGAUGGUCCCUGUGAUGGCGCUCCAUCCAGCCCUAGCCAAGCAGGAUCUCUACAUGACGAUCUUCUGCAGGGUCACGACUCUCGCGAUGAUGUGGAAGGUCCACUCUUGCUUGAAGACCAAUCAGAUCUCGCCAGCUUCCAACCCACUGACAGCGACGUUCCCAGUUUUCUGGAAGACUGUAACAGAGCCAAACUGCCUCGUGGUAUCCAUCAGGUUCGUCCUCAUUUGAAGAACAUAGAUAAUGUGCCUCUACUGGUGCCCCUUUUCACAGACUGUACCCCUGAAACCAUGUGUGAAAUGAUGAAGAUCAUGCAGGAGAACAGAGAGGUCACCUGUUGUUUGGGGAGUUCUGCGAAUUUUCGCAACAGCUGCCUGUUCCUGCAGAGUGACAUAAGUAUUUCUCUGGAUCCUCUCUACCCAUCCCGGUGUUCAUGGGAGACCUUUGGCUAUGCUGCUGGUUGUGGGCUAAAUGGAGACUCUGAUGAGCUCUCACCAAUGGGACUCAGUGGUCGUCUCAACAGCCUUGCUUGCUCUGUGUCCUUCCAUCAGGGCGAGAGCGUCAGCAUGGUCAGACUCAUAGAGCAGGCAAGACACACCACCUACGGCAUUCGCAAGUGCUUCCUGUUUCUACUGCAGUGUCAGUUGACCCUGGUCAUCAUUCAGUUCCUGGCAUGCCUCAUUCAGCUGCCCCCUCCCAUGAACAUCACAGACAUACUUUGGCUAUCCUGCUUUUGUUACCCCUUGCUAAGCGUGUCCUUUCUGGGAAAACCUCCUGAUAGUUCAGUGAUGACAGUUGCUACUGGAAAGAAUUUGGACGCAAUACCACGCAAGACGCAGCAGUACUUCCUGGGCUGGUUCCUGUUGAAGUUUGGUCUGACGAUAUUGGCCUACUUAGUCGGUUUUGGGUUUUCUCUACAGGAAGUGUGUUCAAGAACAGCGAACGUCAAUAUUACCAGAUCAGUUAACUGCUCGAACAUACUUGCAUUCAGCUCCAAGGAUGGCCCUCAAUGGUUCGGUGAAUUAUCCAAUGGGCUGCUUCUGAUUCAGAAAGUCAUGGCAGGUUUCCUGGCUUUGCACACAGUGGUCAUCUCUCUGAGCUACGUGCACCGUUCCCAGCCCUUGUGGAGGAAGAAUCCUUUCAGUAACACAUGGUGGUGCCUGACUGUACCUGUGGUGUUGUUGGGGCAGGUAGUGCAAGCUGUGAUAGAUUAUCAUUUAUGGCAGGACAGGAGUACAGAAGUCUUCACAUUAGAUCACUUUCCCUUGAUGGUCUGGCUCUUGGUUUCUCUGUCCAUUGUACUUGUGGUGCUACUCAACGAAGCAGUCAAACUGCAAGAAAUCAGGGUACGUGUGCGGUACCAGAAGAGACAGAAGCUUCAGUUUGAGACUAAACUGGGCAUGAACUCUCCCUUCUGACCUGGAUCUGCUCAGGGCCGCAUGUUUGUAGCUUCCUGAUUAUUUCAUGGAGAAGACAAACCCUUAAUGUUUCAGAUUUCUCAUAGCAGAGCUCUUCCUACCACACCUCUAAUGGGCAAAACUGUAUUUCUGCCUAAAUGAGGGGCAGCUUUUUGUUUUGUUUUUUAAUUGGUGAAAUGUUUAAAAGGUGAGGAGUUUUUAUUUUUGUCAUUUUAGGGGCAGUGACCCGCAUGCUGCUUUGGAUCUAGCAGGGUAAUUUAUUUGAGGACUUGUUUAUUUGUGAGGCCAUUCAUUAAAACCUCAUAACUGUAGUGCACAAUAGUGUAUAUACCAAAAUUUACAAUGGAGGGCUAAAUUAGCAUGAUUUAUUUUCUUUGUUAUCAACUGUCGUGCAAUUUUAAGAUUAUCUUUCAGUUCAGCUAAAAAUGAAAUGAAAGUAGGGAUGCAUAACGAUUAAUCGCGAUUAAUCUAUAGCAGAAUAAAAGUUUUUGUUUACAUCAUAUAUGUGUGUGACCUGUGUAUAAGAACUUUAAAUAGAUAAAUGCGCACACACAUGCAUGUAUAUAUUUAAGAAAUGUUUACAUGUGUAUAUACGUUUGUAUAUUUAUGUAUAAUUUAUAUUAUAUAUAAAUAUUUAAUAUAAAAAAAAAAUCUUAAAAUUAUACAUGGAUGUGUGCACAUUUAUAUAUACAUAAUUAUUAUACACAGUUCACACACAUAU